This is a messenger RNA of Mesorhabditis spiculigera, 2286 nucleotides long. Lineage: Eukaryota; Metazoa; Nematoda; Chromadorea; Rhabditida; Rhabditidae. The record is from the annotation of a GenBank genome assembly.
AUGAUUUUGAGGGCGUUUUGGACAUGGAUUCUAUUCCUAACUUUCUAUAUUGUUUAUGCAGACGAAAAAUGUGACCUUGGUGCUGCUGAUCUAAUUUUCCUGCUACAAUCCCGCUACGACUUGCCGGAGCCCGGUUUCCUCCAGAUGAAGGUGUUCAUCAAGAAUUAUAUUGCUACGAUAGAUAUGGGCAGGGAUACGCAGAAUACCAGAAUCGGCGUCAUGACUUACGAUGGCUUAAACGAACCGGAAUACAAAAUCCACCUCAGCUCCUACGGUAGAGCCAGUGAUGCAUCAAUUGCCAUUGAUCAGAUUGGCCGAAGUCCUUGCGGGUCCUGGUGCGCCGAAAAAGCUGACUUAUCGGUUGCACAGGCAGCCCAAAAAGCCAUCGAAAUCUUUGGCAAAGAAACGAGCACAGGACGGAUGAAGAAAAUUGUGGUGAUCCGGCACGGGCAGCAAGAUCAUAUGCACUCCGAGCAGCUACGAAAACUCACGCAAAGUGACGCCUGGCUCAAGGUUGAGGAAAUUUUGGUGCAUACUGGAACGAUGGCGAUGGACGACCCCUACGGCCAAUACCUCAACGCGUACUACCAGCCGUAUGAACGGUAUCUCGGGCGCAUGCACCAAAUGUUCCCCAAUGCUACGUUUCGCGACUUUAGACGCCAAUAUGAUGUCGACGCUUUCAAGCUGCCCUACGACAAAAAUGUUGACAAUGGGCUGAUCACGGUCAAGGACUUCUCGCAACUGGCCGCCCUUGGCCCAGAUCUCUGCGCAGAAAUUUUCAGCUGCCCACCCUGCGAUGGAAAUUCCGCUUCAACCUUGAAUUCCAGCCCAAAUACCUUCCUGGAAACUAGCAACUCGGGUGAUGCAAAUAGCAAGGAGACACCGAAUGAGUCGUCAGUUCCGAACCGUGGAGGCACAACCUCAACAAAAACCGAUGCUAAAAAUGGGGACUAUGAAUAUGAGAUUGUCGGGGAUCCUCCAGGAUUAACCAUCAACUCCAGCCCCGCCUCCAAGAAACAGAAAAAGGAUGCUGUUUCCGCGAAUGAGACCCCAGAGUAUGAAUUGGAAGAGGAAGAAGAGGCAGGGGAACCUGUCGAAACUGAACAGCUUUCUGAUGAAGAUAACCUGCGAAAGAAGAAGAAAAAGAAACUGGUGAAGAAACACCGCAUAAAAAGACAAGCCGUUUUGCGGCAAGAUCAAUGCGUGUGUCCGAGGGAUGGAGCUGGUUCUACGUCAGCAGGUGGUUGUUCUGAUGGUCCGAGCAGUCCAGGAGGCGGCUGCGCAAGCACAAAUUCGGUAUACCCGGGAUUGCAGUAUAAUUAUGAUCCGGAGGGUGGAGUUGGGCCGCCAGCUCCUGCUUCUGCCUGUGGCGGUGCUCCCUGUGCUGCUGCUCAACCGCCCUGCGGCUCGUCUUACUGUGGUUACGCUCCUAGCUACCCUUCUCCCUGUGGAGGUUGCCCUAGCCAAACGGCUCAAUACUACUCUCCCUGUUCGAAUGGGUGUUCUGGAGUUCAGGGCUGGUACUACCCCUACGAUCGAAGUCCACUAGCCCCGGGGACUCCAGAAGCUACUGCUUUUAGUGUGGAUGAGAAGAAGCCAGAAACCGCACCGAAAACUUUGGCUCCUCUGGACCCACUUCCGGGGAUUGGAGCCGAAGCUUCAACAUCCAGCUCGGAGCUGACCGACACGUUCAACUCCAUGUUCAAAAACACGGAUACAGAUGACGCAAAAACACCGGUGCCAGCAAGUGAAAAUAAGGACUCGGAUUCGGAAGCAGUCGCUAAAUCUGUAGAUGAGUUAACUUCGACGACAAAUCCUUACGCUAAGCUAAGAGACGUCAUCAAUCAAAUGAAGCCGAUUCAGAAGCGAAACCAGAUCCCGUUUAGUAUCUCGAUUUUCGAGGAUCCGAAUGUGAAAAUGCCCAAAUUUGAUAAUUUGCUUACAAAUAUUGUAUCGGCAAAGAGUUAUGAGGAUUAUUUAAAGGGAGAAGAUCAUUCCACAAUGUUUCCGACUAUUGCUACCUUACGCCCAUCCACGUACGCUCCAAAUACCUCUGUCCAACGCUUUGUCCACAAAAUCCGGAAACCGAACUAUGCGAAACACUUCAAGAGGAAAAUGGCUGCUUCGCCGUUGGAACAAGGCCUGGAGGACAUUCCGGAUCCGAAUUCGAAAAACUCGAUAAAAAUCCCGCCUCCAACGGAAAAGCUACUAAUUGAGGAUGAAGAGCUUGGGAAGAAAAAAGUCGCUAAUGCCCUGGAAAAGAAGUUGCGACGAGCCCGAUUUUAU